CAGCACUUCACUCUUAACAGAAAUCCCAAAAUAUUUCCCUUUUUCUUCCUUAAAUAAAAUAAAAUAAAAAUCCAAAACCCAAAAAUAAAAUCACAAAAAUCAAAAGAACACAAGCAAUUCCAUUUCUUGGUUAUUUCUAUUUCUGCAUCAAUUUUAAUCACUAGAUUUCGCUUUCAAUUUUUGUUUAUUUGUUUUUCUUUUCUAAAUAAAAAUAAAAAUUGGAACCCACAAAUGCGAGAAAUGUGCUUCAGCUUUUCCUUGAAACGUUUUCAGGAAGAUAGGUGCUUUGAUCGAAUGGAAGGGAGUGCUGCGAAUUAUCACAAGGGUGGUAAAUACUAGCAACUUUAAUACUUAACGCUGUACGAUUAUGGCAUCUGCGAGCCUUGGAAAUGGUGGUGUUGGAAGCUCUAGGUCUGUUAAUGGCUUCAAGAGUUCAUCAAGUUCAGUUGAUUGGCUGGGGAGAGAAAUGCUUGAGAUGAGAUUGAGGGAUAAGGCGGACCAUGACGAGGACAGAGAUAGUGAACCAGAUGUAAUUGAUGGCGUGGGUGCAGAAGCAGGACAUGUCAUAAGAACAACUAUUGGCGGUCGAAAUGGUCAAUCUAGACAGACAAUCAGUUAUAUAGCAGAGCAUGUGGUUGGAACUGGCUCUUUUGGUGUUGUCUUCCAAGCAAAAUGUAGGGAAACUGGAGAAAUUGUUGCUAUCAAGAAAGUUCUCCAAGACAAGCGAUACAAGAAUAGAGAGUUACAGAUUAUGCAGAUGUUGGAUCAUCCAAAUAUUGUUUCCCUUAAGCAUUCUUUCUUUUCGACAACAGACAAGGAAGAGCUCUACCUAAAUCUGGUACUCGAAUAUGUUCCAGAAACUGUCAAUCGUGUUGCAAGGAAUUACAGCAGGAUGAACCAAAGAAUGCCUUUAAUAUACGUGAAGCUCUAUACUUAUCAGAUCUGCAGGGCACUUGCCUAUAUACACAAUUGCAUUGGGAUUUGUCACCGUGACAUCAAGCCUCAGAACUUACUGGUAAAUCCUAGUACGCAUCAACUGAAACUUUGUGAUUUUGGGAGUGCGAAAGUAUUGGUAAAAGGAGAACCCAAUGUCUCUUACAUCUGCUCGAGAUACUAUCGUGCUCCAGAACUGAUAUUUGGUGCUACUGAAUACACAACUGCUAUUGAUAUUUGGUCUACUGGUUGUGUGAUGGCUGAGUUGCUACUUGGGCAGCCAUUGUUUCCUGGUGAAAGUGGAGUUGAUCAACUAGUUGAGAUCAUUAAGGUUUUGGGAACUCCAACCAGGGAGGAGAUAAAGUGCAUGAAUCCAAACUAUACCGAAUUUAAGUUUCCGCAGAUAAAGCCUCAUCCAUGGCACAAGGUGUUCCAAAAGCGUUUACCCCCAGAAGCAGUGGACUUUGUUUGUAGGUUCUUCCAGUACUCUCCCAAUUUGAGAUGCACUGCUUUAGAAGCUUGCGUGCACCCUUUCUUUGAUGAAUUAAGGGAUCCAAACACUCGCCUACCCAAUGGCCGCCCUCUUCCUCCACUGUUUAAUUUUAAAGCUCAAGAGCUAUCAGGCAUACCACAAGAUGUCGUGAACCGACUUAUUCCGGAGCAUGCUCGUAAGCAGAAUUUGUUCAUGGCUUUGCACACCUAGCAAAUAUUAUGAAUUUCUUCGCUUGUUCUUGUAAUCCACACUGCUGUCUUGUAUCAACAUUUGUAUAAAAGAAAAAAAUCUCUGCUUUUGUUGUCUUCUCUUCUUUCUUGUGAGAGAGUGAGUGUUUAAAGAGGAGUUUCUUUAGGACAAUCUGGGAGACCUGAGGCUUUGAGUUUGCUGUGCUGGUAAGAUGUUUUUGUGGUCAUUAUCUGAGACAAAACUUUAGCAUAUGAUGUAUAUUUAUAAAGGGCCCUCUGUUAGUAAGUUGAUAAAUUUGAUAAUGCUUGUAUUUUUUACCA
Ricinus communis (castor bean) is the source of this 1935-nucleotide messenger RNA. RefSeq names its product shaggy-related protein kinase kappa. Gene Ontology annotation, biological process: protein phosphorylation; signal transduction. Bases 368 to 1636 code for a protein of 422 amino acids. Gene Ontology annotation, cellular component: cytoplasm. Gene Ontology annotation, molecular function: ATP binding; protein serine/threonine kinase activity. The record is from RefSeq and is a predicted model, not a curated record. The transcript has 13 exons. NCBI's taxonomy places the organism in Eukaryota, Viridiplantae, Streptophyta, Magnoliopsida, Malpighiales, Euphorbiaceae.